Messenger RNA from Drosophila busckii, 1470 nucleotides. RefSeq names its product prolyl 4-hydroxylase subunit alpha-1. The record is from RefSeq and is a predicted model, not a curated record. Gene Ontology annotation, cellular component: endoplasmic reticulum. The transcript has 5 exons. Gene Ontology annotation, molecular function: procollagen-proline 4-dioxygenase activity; L-ascorbic acid binding; protein binding. The coding region runs from base 1 to 1470 and encodes 489 amino acids. Gene Ontology annotation, biological process: meiotic cell cycle; peptidyl-proline hydroxylation to 4-hydroxy-L-proline. Lineage: Eukaryota; Metazoa; Arthropoda; Insecta; Diptera; Drosophilidae.
AUGUUACGUCUAUCGGCGACGCUGUUGCUCAGCUGCUUAGCUCUGAGCUAUGCUGAAUAUUACUCAUCCGUGGAUAUAGCACAGGAAUUGGGAGAGGUCGAGCAGCAGCUUGUGACUGCCACACGUCAAUACGUGCAACAGCAACAAGCGCAGCUUAAUUUGUACAACAAUUUCUUGCAGCAGGUGAAGCUAGAACAUGCCUUGGCGAAGGAACAAGAGGAGGAGGAAUAUUUGGCGCAGCCAGUGCAGGCAUUUCAGCUGAUCAAGCGUUUAGUAGUAGACUGGGAGGAAAUACAGGAGAUGCUAAACACAGAUGCAGCCGCUGAAACUUACAGCGAAGCAGUGGAGCAGCUGCAAGAGCAGUUGCCCCAGCUGGACGAUCUGCAGGGCACUAUCAAAGGCUUGGCGCGACUGCAGCGGAUUUAUAAUCUAACUGCCAGCGAUUUGGCUGAUGGUUUGCUAAAUGGCGAGCAAACCAAUGCGGUGCUGCUGUGGCGCGAUUGCUUCGAAAUUGGCGUGCAGCUCUAUGAGCUGGCUGACUAUAAGCAGUGCUUGGAAUGGCUGCAAGUGGCAGCUAAGCUACUAAACGAACUGGAGAGUGAGCAGCUGUCUGAGCAGCUGGCAGAGAUCUACGAGUACAUGGCAUUGGCGCACUUUGAGCUUGGAGCUGAUGAGCAAGCGCAGCAGAUCUUGAGCGUGCUGCUUGUCUUGGAGCCCACGCAUAUAGCACAGCAUACAGCCACGUAUCUGAAGCAUCGCGCAGCCAAGUGUCCCAAGCCGCAGGCAGAGAAGCCUUGGUAUGCCAACUAUACGCUGCUCUGCCAGGGCAAGCGGCCCAUGGGCGUCGUAUUCAAUGAGAGCGCACUCAGCUGUUAUUUAGACUUUCAAAGACACGCCGUGUUCACUUUGGCGCCACUCAAAGUGGAGCAGCUGCAUCUCAAUCCAGCCAUCGAUAUGUAUCAUGGCCUGCUCAAUGAUGCGCAGCUGGAUGCAGUGCAACUAGAGGCAGCCAAGCUGGAAAGCGCACGUUCCACUAUCUCUGGCGGUCGUAAGGAUGAUCAUCGCAUUAGCCAGCAGGUUUGGCUGGAGUACAACAGUCCCAUUAUGCGUUCGUUGAAGCAGCUGGUGGGUGCCAUAUCUGGCUAUGAUAUGGCUAAUGCCGACAUCAUGCAGAUGGCCAAUUAUGGCAUUGGCGGCCAAUAUGCGCCGCACUUUGAUUUUCUAAACAAACUGCCGCCUGGCUAUGAAACGCGUGGCAAUCGCAUCUCCACCAACAUGUUCUAUCUCUCCGAUGUGCCGCAAGGCGGCUAUACAGUCUUUCUCGGAUUGCAUGUUUAUGUGAAGCCUGUGAAGGGCGCCUUGGUCGUUUGGCAUAAUAAGCAUCGCUCCUUGGGGAAUGACUGGCGCACUCAGCAUGCGGGCUGUCCAGUUCUACAGGGCUCAAAACGCAGCUAUUGGUUCAUAAGCUAA